AUGGGUGUUGCGGAACAGAGCAAAACCACAUAUCACGAGCUGCAGAGGAAGAAAACUCACCGCUACGUUGUCUUCAAGAUCGACGAAGCCAAGAAAGAAGUGGUGGUUGAGAAAACCGGAAACCCAGCAGAGAGCUACGACGAUUUCUUAGCUUCUCUACCCGACAAUGACUGCAGAUACGCUGUUUAUGACUUUGAUUUCGUCACCUCUGAGAAUUGCCAAAAGAGCAAAAUCUUCUUCGUCGCUUGGUCUCCUUCGACAUCUCGAAUCAGGGCCAAGAUGCUUUACGCGACUUCGAAAGAGAGGUUUAGGAGGGAGCUUCAAGGGAUUCACUACGAGAUUCAAGCUACUGAUCCUACAGAGGUUGAUCUUGAAGUCCUACGCGAACGAGCAAACUGA
Messenger RNA from Microthlaspi erraticum, 399 nucleotides. The record is from the annotation of a GenBank genome assembly. NCBI's taxonomy places the organism in Eukaryota, Viridiplantae, Streptophyta, Magnoliopsida, Brassicales, Brassicaceae.